CUGCCAUUUCUGCCCAUCGAGGUCAGACCAGGCCAAGCUAGACCCUAAUCACUAACAGACGAACUGUGCUUUCACGCACAGAGCCCCGCUAUAAAAGCCAGAAACACCCAUUCUGCUGGUGGAGUCAUGACGGAGAGCGGCGGGGCUCUGGAGCGCCUGAGGAGGUGUUGCUUUCCCUGUACACCACACUCUCAGUUCUGGCCUCCAUCGUGCUUCACUCAAGACAAAGCUAUGACUGCCUUUAAGGGCAUCUGGACUAAGGAGUUCUGGCGCUGUGUGACGGCUGAGUUCUCUGCCAUGCUGAUCUUUGUCCUGCUUGGUCUCGGUUCAACUAUCAACUGGGGCACUGAGGAUCCCCACCCCCCCGACCUCGUGCUCAUCUCUCUCUGCUUUGGCCUGACUAUUGCCACCAUGGUGCGGUGCUUCGGCCACAUCAGUGGGGCUCAUAUCAAUCCAGCGGUCACGGUAGCCAUGGUUGUGACCAGGAAGCUGAGCCUGGCUAAAGCAGUCUUCUACCUCCUGGCCCAGUGUGUGGGAGCCAUAGUCGGGGCGGCCGUACUGUACGGGAUCACCCCAGCCUCUGUUAGGGGUGGGAUGGGAGUCACUGAAGUGAAUGAAAGUAUCUCUGUGGGUACCGCCCUGGUCGUAGAACUCUUCAUCACCUUUCAGCUGAUCUUCACCAUCUUUGCCACCUGUGACCACAAACGUAAAGAUCUCAAAGGUUCAUCUGCUUUGGCUAUCGGCCUUUCUGUUUGUGUUGGUCAUCUGUUUGCUAUUCCCUUCACUGGAGCCAGUAUGAACCCUGCUCGGUCCUUCGGCCCAGCGAUGGUCACAUGGUCCUGGGAAAACCACUGGGUGUACUGGGUGGGUCCGUCAAUGGGUGGCACCCUGGCUGCAGCUCUUUAUGAAUACCUGUUCUGCCCCGACCCAGAGGUGAAGAAACGUUUCUCUGAGACUUUCGUGAAGACGCCCUUCACUGCUGCUAAACAACGACAGGAUUCAGCCACGGCCCAGGAGCCUCUCUUCACUGUCAUGGAUGUAGAAAGAGCUGAGAGGAGGGAGAGGGAGGUGUCUGGGGAGGUGCUGUCCUCUGUGUGACUACAAAGAAAAGAAAGCACCAAUGCUCCAAAUGCUGCAGAGUCUGCUCUCGUCUGCUCCUGUAGAUGGGCGCAUUAAAACAGUCAUGGUUGUAGCAGGAAGACUGAACACUUCACGAGGGGGGGGGGGCUUCUUCUUUUGGCAACCAAAAAGAUUGUGUUGGCUAGUUUUAAGUAAAGGGCUGCAAGGUUUUCAAAAGAAAUACUGUAAAUAAAAAGAAACUGCUGAAAGCGUGUGUUUGUGCUCAUGUAAUAUGGAUUUCAAGUUUUUCUUUUCAGGGAAGUGUCACAUCUGAGGAAAAGCGAGGGUAGAGUGUGUGGCAGCGUUCCAACGCAGGAAAACUGAGGACGUGAAAGACAAACAGCAACCAUGAAGUAACCUUGUCCCACCCUCAGUAACACUGCGGGUAAUAUGGAUGCAAUAUAAAGUUAGUGCUGAGCUCCCUGCAAACCAAACACUCUCUGAUUCUCUCUCGUCUUCAGUCUGAAUGUCAUUUAUGCUGACUUUCUGCCAGAAAACACUGACACGCUUAAAAGUCAGCGCUCACAGCAGCGCUCACAGCACGCCCACUCCAGUGUUUUAUGAUGUAAGCAGCUAACAAUACUUGUUAGGGUCCAACAUUAAGUUUUCAUAACCUCAAGAGGCCAUCUUAAUUUAUUCACUGAUCUUUCUGUUGUGCUCACAACAUCAGGGGGUUGCAGUCUUCUUUUAAAGUAGCAUCAAGUUCAACAAAAAAGACAGACGACGCCCUGUGGAGCCUCAUCGAUUUUUCACCGCUAAAGACAAAAAACUGCAUACCACAUAAAAACAGAUUUGGACAUUUGACCCCCUUUGAAAAGGGAAACAGUGCUUCGCCACCAGAGGCGAAGCACCGCAGAAGGAAAUGUGGCUCAUAGUUUAUCCAACAAAAAUAUGUAAAGCUCCAAUUCUUAUUAAUCCCACUGUAACAGAAACUGGCUUC
Pelmatolapia mariae (spotted tilapia) is the source of this 2059-nucleotide messenger RNA. RefSeq names its product aquaporin-4-like. Gene Ontology annotation, cellular component: basolateral plasma membrane; plasma membrane. The record is from RefSeq and is a predicted model, not a curated record. Gene Ontology annotation, biological process: water transport; transmembrane transport. NCBI's taxonomy places the organism in Eukaryota, Metazoa, Chordata, Actinopteri, Cichliformes, Cichlidae. Gene Ontology annotation, molecular function: water channel activity. The transcript is spliced from 5 exons. Bases 127 to 1098 code for a protein of 323 amino acids.